Molecule: messenger RNA, 1066 nt
Organism: Brachypodium distachyon (stiff brome)
Lineage: Eukaryota; Viridiplantae; Streptophyta; Magnoliopsida; Poales; Poaceae
Product: keratin-associated protein 6-2-like
Exons: 2
Coding region: 1-795 (264 amino acids)
Source: RefSeq, a predicted model, not a curated record
AUGCACGCUGUGAAGCGAGAGCUAGUUCUUAGAGCUUUCCACUGCAAUGGCACACAUGAAGAUCAUUUCCCUUGGCAUUGUUGUGCUUGCUGCACUUGUUCUCGCAUCCGAAGGUCGCAUUUCUCGGAAGGACCUAGGCAUCGACCUCGGUGGUGGAGGAAGCCUUGGAAUUGGCACAGGGAUUGGUAUCGCAUAGGUGGUGGUGCUGGCGGAGCUGGCUCUGGUUCCGGCUCAGCAUCCGGGUCAGAUUCAGCAUCUGGAUCGGGUUCAGGCUCAGCAUCAGGUUCUGGAUCUGGAUCAGGCGCCGCUUCAUCAGCGGGUUCAGGUGCAAUUUCCGGUGGAGGCUCUUAUGCCGGGUCAGGUGCAGGCUCGGGAUCUGGCGCUAGUAGCGGAUCCGGUUAUGGUCAAGGGCAAGGCCAAGGAUCUGGAUAUGGUCAGGGUUCUGGCUCGGGCCAUGGACAAGGUUAUGGCUCUGGUUCAGAUUAUGGUGAGGGGCAUGGCGAGGGUUAUGGUCAAGGUAAUGGCUCCGGCUCAGGAUACGGCGAGGGGCAUGGGGAGGGUCAUGGUCAAGGAAAUGGCUCCGGCUCAGGAUUCGGUGAGGGGCAUGGAGAGGGUCAUGGUCAAGGAAAUGGCUAUGGCCAAGGAUCUGGAUAUGGUGAAGGUCACGGUCAAGGCUCGGGUUCAGGCUCAGGUUAUGGUGAAGGCUCCGGCGGUGGAUAUGGAAGUGGAAAUGGGGCUGGUUCAGGCUACGGAGAGGGUCAUGGCUAUGGAUAUGGCUCUGGACAUGGAAACUGAUCAAGAUAGUGGCCUAUUGAAGUAUUUGAAAUGUAUGGUCGUCUCUUGUUUUAACUUUUUCUCGAACAUACAUGGAAGCAUGUCUUUGUAUUAAGAAUAAAGUGACACAAGUCUUUUUAUAUAUUUAUAGUUGGAGAUCCUCUACUUAACUCCUGUUACCAAUGUAUUCACUGUACUAAGCAAUCGGGUCUAUAGCUCGGUUGGUGGUGUGUUGAAUGUUAUCUAGGUUUGAGUUCUUGGAUUGAAUUCCACCAUAAUUUCUUCUUUUCAA